This is a messenger RNA of Homarus americanus (American lobster), 981 nucleotides long. RefSeq lists its product as uncharacterized. NCBI's taxonomy places the organism in Eukaryota, Metazoa, Arthropoda, Malacostraca, Decapoda, Nephropidae. The record is from RefSeq and is a predicted model, not a curated record. The transcript is spliced from 3 exons. The coding region runs from base 1 to 981 and encodes 326 amino acids.
AUGGCGGUGGAAGAUGUUGACAGUUUUGGACUUGGGGCUAUCAGAACUUGGGGCUAUCAGAACUUGGGGCUAUCAGGACUUGGGGCUAUCAAGGGACUUGGGGCUAUCAGGACUUGGGGCUAUCGGGACUUGGGGCUAUCAGAACUUGGGGCCUAUCAGGACUUGGGGCUAUCAGAACUUGCAGGGCUAUCGGACUUGGGGCUAUCGGGACUUGGGGCUAUCGGACUUGGGGCUAUCAGGACAGGGCUAUCAGGACUUGGGGCUAUCAGAACUUGGGGAGCUAUCGGGACUUGGGGCUAUAUCAGAACUUGGGGCUAUCAGAACUUGGGGCUAUCAGAACUUGGGGCUAUCAGGACUUGGGGCUAUCAGGACUUGGGGCUAUCAGGACUUGGGGCUAUCAGAACUUGGGGAGCUAUAAGAACUUGGGGACUUGGGGCCUAUCCAGAACUUGGGGCUAUCCCAGGACUUGGGGCUAUCCCAGAACUUGAAUUAUCAGAACUUGAAGGGCUACCAUCAGGACUGGGGCUAUCAGGACUUGGGGCUAUCAGGACUUGGGCUAUCAGAACUUGGGGCUAUCAGGUCUUGGGGAGCCUAUCAGAACUUGAGACUAUCAGAACUUGGGGAGCUAUCAGGACUUGGGGCUAUCAGAACUUGGGGCUAUCAGGACUUGGAGCUAUCAGGACUUGGGGCUAUAAGAACUUGAGCUAUCAGGACUGGGGCUAUCAGGACUUGAGGAGCUAUCAGAACUUGGAGCUAUCAGGACUUGGGGCCUAUCAGGACUCUGAGGAAGCUAUAUCAGAACUAGGGGCCUAUCGGGACAUGGGGCUUAUCAGGGACUUGGGGAAUUUCUCAGAACUUGGGGCUAUCAGGACUUGGGGCCUAUCAGGACUCUGGGGCCUAUCAGAACUAGGGGCCUAUCAGGACAUGGGGCCUAUAUCGGGACUUGGGGCCUAUCGGGACUUAGGGCCUAUCAGGACUUAG